AGACGCACUGAGUCCAAGCAGCCGGUGAUGGCGGCGUCGGCGGCGGUGCCUGCGGCGGGUCCGGGCCCAUGAGGCGACGACGGAGGCGGGACGGCCUUUACUCAGCGCCGGACUUCCAAGACAGGGAAGCUGAGGACAUGGCAGGAGUGUUUGACAUAGACUUGGAUCAGCCAGAGGACGCGGGCUCUGAGGAUGAGCUGGAGGAGGGGGGUCAGUUAAAUGAAAGCAUGGACCAUGGGGGAGUUGGACCAUAUGAACUUGGCAUGGAACAUUGUGAGAAAUUUGAAAUUUCAGAAACUAGUGUGAACAGAGGGCCAGAAAAAAUCAGACCAGAAUGUUUUGAGCUACUUCGGGUGCUUGGUAAAGGGGGCUAUGGAAAGGUUUUUCAAGUACGAAAAGUAACAGGAGCAAAUACUGGGAAAAUAUUUGCCAUGAAGGUGCUUAAAAAGGCAAUGAUAGUAAGAAAUGCUAAAGAUACAGCUCAUACAAAAGCAGAACGGAAUAUUCUGGAGGAAGUAAAGCAUCCCUUCAUUGUGGAUUUAAUUUAUGCCUUUCAGACCGGUGGAAAACUCUACCUCAUCCUUGAGUAUCUCAGUGGAGGAGAAUUAUUUAUGCAGUUAGAAAGAGAGGGAAUAUUUAUGGAAGACACAGCCUGCUUUUACUUGGCAGAAAUUUCCAUGGCUUUGGGGCAUUUACAUCAAAAGGGGAUCAUCUACAGAGACCUGAAGCCGGAGAAUAUCAUGCUUAAUCACCAAGGUCAUGUGAAACUAACCGACUUUGGACUAUGCAAAGAAUCUAUUCAUGAUGGAACAGUCACACACACAUUUUGUGGAACAAUAGAAUACAUGGCCCCUGAAAUCUUGAUGAGAAGUGGUCACAAUCGUGCUGUGGAUUGGUGGAGUUUGGGAGCAUUAAUGUAUGACAUGCUGACUGGAGCACCCCCAUUUACUGGUGAGAAUAGAAAGAAAACAAUUGACAAAAUCCUCAAAUGUAAACUCAAUUUGCCUCCCUACCUCACACAAGAAGCCAGAGAUCUGCUUAAAAAGCUGCUGAAAAGAAACGCUGCAUCUCGUCUUGGAGCUGGUCCUGGGGAUGCUGGAGAAGUUCAAGCUCAUCCAUUCUUCAGACACAUUAACUGGGAAGAACUUCUAGCUCGGAAAGUGGAGCCCCCCUUUAAGCCUCUGUUGCAAUCUGAAGAGGAUGUGAGUCAGUUUGAUUCAAAGUUUACACGUCAGACACCUGUCGACAGCCCAGAUGACUCAACUCUCAGUGAAAGUGCCAACCAGGUCUUUCUGGGUUUUACUUAUGUGGCUCCAUCUGUACUUGAAAGCGUGAAAGAAAAGUUUUCCUUUGAACCAAAAAUCCGAUCACCUCGAAGAUUUAUUGGCAGUCCACGAACACCUGUCAGCCCAGUCAAAUUUUCUCCUGGGGAUUUCUGGGGAAGAGGUGCUUCAGCCAGCACGGCAAAUCCUCAGACACCUGUAGAAUACCCAAUGGAAACAAGUGGAAUAGAGCAGAUGGAUGUGACGACAAGUGGGGAAGCGUCAGCGCCACUUCCAAUUCGACAGCCGAACUCCGGGCCAUACAAAAAACAAGCUUUUCCCAUGAUCUCCAAACGGCCAGAGCACCUGCGAAUGAAUCUAUGACAGAGCAAUGCUUUUAAUGAACUUAAGGCAAAAAAAAAGGGGGUAAGGGGAUGUGUGAGCAUCCUGCAAGGUGACACAAGAAGACUCAAAAUGACAGUCUCAAAAGAGUCAGUGUCAUUACUUAGAACACUUUGGAUGAGGAAAACCAACAUGGAUUUUUAAAAAAAUUAAUCAAUGGUGCAAAAACAAAAAAACUUAAGCAAAAUAGUGUUGUGAAACUCUUAGGCACAUCACUUAAUUGAUUCCUAGCGACAUCUUCUCAACCUUAUCAAGGAUUUCAUGUUGAUGGCUCGAAACUGACAGUAUUAAGGGUAGGAUGUUGCUUCUGAAUCACUGUUGAGUUUGGAUUGUGUCAAAGAAGGAUUAUCCUUUCAUUAGGCAAAGUACAAAAUUGCCUAUAAUACUUGCAACUAAGGACAAAUUAGCAUGCAAGCUUGGUCAAACUUUUUCCAGCAACAUGGAAUCAAAGACAAAAGAAACUUAUCAAUUGAUGUUUUACGUGCAAACAACCUGAAUCUUUUUUUUAUAUAAAUAUAUAUUUUUCAAAUAGAUUUUUGAUUCAGCUCAUUAUGGAAAACAUCCCAGACUUUAAAAUGCAAAAUUAUUGGUUGGUAUGAAGAAAGCCAGACAACUUCUGUUUCUUCUCUUGGUGAAAUAAUAAAAUGCAAAUGAAUCAUUGUUAACCACAGCUGUGGCUCGUUUGAGGGAUUGGGGUGGACCUGGGGUUUAUUUUCAGUAACCCAGCUGCAAUACCUGUCUGUAAUACUAGGAAAAAUGAAUCUAUUUAUUCAUUUCUACUUGCAGUACUGCUAUGUGCUAAAGCUUAACUGGAAGCCUUGGAAUGGGCAUAAGUUGUAUGUCCUACAUUUCAUCCUUGUCCUGGGCCUGCAUUGCACUGGAAAAAAAAAAAAAAUUGCCACCUGUUGCUAUACCAGUAUUUGAUUCAAGACGCCAAAAUGUGUUCAGCCCAAGGCUGAAAAAGGAUGGAAGAGUCAGGAUAAAAUGCAUCCUGAGAGCAGCAAAGUGAGGGAAAUAGGGAUAUCCAGGGGAAGAGGGUGUUGCCAUGCUCCACUCUCUGUCUGAUCUCUUUACAGGAAAUUGGUAAAGUUUUUAGUUUUACUUCUUUUUACUGUUUUUGCUGUCUACUUUCCUUACAUUUUUGUCCUCAACAGUUUUAAAAAGGAAAAAAGGUCUAAUUUUUUUCUCCUAUACUGGGGCUACAUUUUUUGAUUGUAAAAAUACUUGAUGGCCUUUUGAUGAAUGUCUUCCACAGUGUAUAAGAAAACUUAGUGGCUUAAUUUAGGAAACAUGUUAACAGGACACUGUUUUUGAAAUUGUAACGAAAUCUACAUAAGUGAUUUACAGGUACAAAGAAUAAAAUAAAGGUAACUUUACCUUUCUUAAAUACUUCCUGCCUUAAAGAGAGCAUUUCCAUGACUUUAGCUGGUGAAAGGGUUUAAUAUCUGCAGAGCUUUAUAGAAGUAUAUUUCAGUGCGUACUGGUAUAAUAUCAAUAGAUGAUCAUGCAGUUGCAGUUGUCUUAUCACCUCUUUUUGUUGUCUUUUACAAUGUCUUCGGUCUGAGUAUGCAAAGUCAUUUUGUAAUAUUUUGCAACCCUAGGAUUUUUUUAAAUAGAUGCUGCUUGCUAUGUUCUCCAAACCUUUUUGAGCCAUAGGAUCCAAGCCAUAAGAUUCUUUGUGCAUGUUGAAUUCUGUCAGAAAAGAGCAAGGCUUUGCUUAUUUAAACUGCAAUUUCAAGUGAGAUGGGAUGAAAUCCUAUGACAUUAAGCGAAAACAGAAUCAUGAAAACUGAUCAGAAAUACAUCUUCUCAAUUGUGGCAAUAAAUGAAAAUCAAUCAAAGUUCAUCUUUGAACAGAAGGCUUUUUUUUUUUUUUUUUUUUUUUUUUUUUAAAUCACUCCCUCUAGACUCCCUCCUCUCUCACUGCAGCAGCCUACUGAGAACUUUAUACUGGUAGCUGGUAAGUUAGAAGCUACAAUAAUGAUCAAGAGCAGAAAUUGUAUUCCAAGUGCAGAUCUUUGUUCUCUGACAAUUUGUAAUGUCUGAAAAAAACAACCCAAAAAGGUAUGGUGAUACGUAUAGGCAUUAUUUCAGACUGUAAAUGGCUUGUGCUACUCUGAUACUUGUUUUCAAAAUGUGUUUACUAACUGUAGUGUUGAUUGCCUGACCAAAUUCCAGUGAAACUUAUACACCAGAAUAUUCCUUCUUCAUCCUAUUUGCUAGUAACAUGUGCACUGUGACUGGCUGGCUAUGACCACCCCAUAGAUAAACUUUUCAUAAAUAGUAACUGCCAGCAAUAGUGGCAAACACUGCGACUUUUCUGCAUAAAAUGCAUUAACUAUAUGCCUACCAUCUACAUAAACACAUAGUUUUUCUAACUUCACAUUUAUCAAGUGAAUUUCCCAU
Molecule: messenger RNA, 4070 nt
Organism: Tupaia belangeri chinensis (Chinese tree shrew)
Lineage: Eukaryota; Metazoa; Chordata; Mammalia; Scandentia; Tupaiidae
Gene: RPS6KB1
Product: ribosomal protein S6 kinase B1
Exons: 15
Coding region: 69-1646 (525 amino acids)
Biological process (GO): signal transduction; protein phosphorylation
Molecular function (GO): protein serine/threonine kinase activity; ATP binding
Source: RefSeq, a predicted model, not a curated record